Molecule: messenger RNA, 2815 nt
Organism: Pogonomyrmex barbatus (red harvester ant)
Lineage: Eukaryota; Metazoa; Arthropoda; Insecta; Hymenoptera; Formicidae
Gene: Cog3
Product: conserved oligomeric Golgi complex subunit 3
Biological process (GO): intracellular protein transport; intra-Golgi vesicle-mediated transport; Golgi organization
Cellular component (GO): COG complex; membrane; cis-Golgi network
Source: RefSeq, a predicted model, not a curated record
CACAAACACACAAACAAUAUGUACGUAGGGCCGCAUAUAGGAAUAGCUUUGCCAAGCCACAGUAUAAAUGGCCAAGCUCUGCGUAAAGCAUGUCGGAUCGUACGUGCGCACUUUUCGUUCAGUUUUUGUCUAAGAUUGUAUCGAGUUAUCGAUUACGCGCGCAAUUAAAUUCAGUUGUAAAUUAUAUAUCUCGUUACGUACGUUGAAUUACGCGAAAGAUGAGAGCGUGAUUAUAUAAAAAUUUACACGUCUUGACAAAUAUAAAAUGAUGUCCCAGAUCAAAGCAGUUCCACAUAACCUUAUUCAGUGGGAUCAGGGUGACGAAUCCCUGGCUCCGUUAACAGAAUGUCAAAAGGAUUGUCUAAUGAGUCUAGAAACCGUUGUGACUUCAUUUUUUCCGUUAUCGAAUCUACAAUCUAGUAUAAUAGAUAACAAUGAGAAGUUACAGGAGCAGAAUUUUCAAGAGAAUGUACCUCCGAUAGAAAGGUAUCAGGAGUUACUCCAGCAUUUCUUGUCCCUGGAAAGGAAGUAUAUAUCUAUGUACGAUAUGAAGUACAAUCUAUAUCUUGACGAACUGAAAUCGAGGAAAUCCGAAUGCCAAGAUGUUUGUGUUCAGAUAGAAGAGGCAUUAGAUGAUUUCUCUGCACUUUAUAAACAAUAUACCGAAGUUUCCUGCAAGACUACUUCUCUGUAUGAGGCCAGCGAGCAACUUAUCUUUGAUCAAAAACAGUUAAAUAUAACGAUCGAUGGCAUUAUGGAAUAUGUUAAAUACUUCAAGGAAAUUGAUGUGAUCAUAGAAAAGCUAGAUGCAUCUACCUUAUCAGUAAACAGUGAAAUGUUUUUCACUAUAUUAGACAAAAUUGACACAAACAUAGACUUUAUGCAGAACAACUCAUCAUACAAUGAAAGUGGAAUUUAUUUAGUGAGAUAUAGGCAUUGUCAAUCAAAGGCGAUUGCAUUGAUACAGAAUUACAUUUUCAACUUGUUCUCUAAAACCACUGAAAGCAUUUUAAAUUUGAGAGAUAGCGAAAACUCAUCGGAAAAUGCAGACACAGCUCUUGCUUUAUUCUAUGGUAGAUUUCAGACAAUUUUAUCCAAGACGAGGCCAGUUAUCAAGCAGAUUGAAAGCAAAUCAUACAAAAGACAAGAGUAUGAUAGCUUGUUGCUUGAAUGCCAUCAAUAUUAUUGGAACCAGCGAGGCUUAGUGCUAGGUAAAAGUAUACAAAAAUCCCUGAAUUCUAUAAGGGAGAAGUAUAACGGCGAUCACUGCAGUUUAGUGCGACAUUCUUGUGCAUUACUCUUACAUGCGUCAAUAGAUGAACAUAAACUUUUUUACGAGUUCUUUUCAAAACAAUCAAGUGGAUUGACUACAUAUUUGGAGAGUUUGUGCACUUCUCUGUACGAUGCCCUAAGACCUUUCAUAAUACAUAUCAAUCAUCUCGAAACAUUAGCCGAGAUCUGUUGCAUUCUACGAAUAGAGAUGCUAGACGAAUAUGUACAAAACAAUCUCGAACCAUUAGAAGGCUUUGGAAACAUAUGUCUGCAGUUGUUGCACGAUGUUCAAGAGAGAUUAGUAUUUCGUGCGCACUUAUAUCUUCAGUCCGAUGUAUUGAAUUACAAUCCUUCAUCAGGCGACUUGGCAUAUCCAGAAAAACUAAAAAUGAUGGAGGACAUAGCGGAAUCGAUUAGGGAAGCGACUCGUCAAACUCGCAUGAAAAAGAUUUCAGUAUCAUCGUCCACUGACGGUUCUGCUCUGGAACCCGUUUCUCGAAAUCAUAUAGUUAUCGAUUCCAUUUAUCAGAAAACACACAUGGGUAAUUCUCCAGCGGACUUACAUGCUAUGUGGUAUCCCACAGUUCGCAGAACUUUAGUAUGUCUGUCGAGACUAUACCGUUGUGUCGAUAGAUCUGUAUUCCAAUCAUUAAGCCAGGAAGCUAUUUCUCUUUGCGUUCAGAGUAUUGAGAAUGCCAGACAGGAAAUUGAGAAGAGAACAGGCACUUUGGAUGCAGAAUUAUUUCAGAUAAAGCACUUGCUUAUUCUUAGAGAGCAAAUCGCUCCGUUCCAAGUAGAUUUCACUAUCAAGGAAUAUAGUUUGGACUUUUCCAAAGUGAAGACCGCUGCAUUUGGACUGCUUGAAAAGAGUUCUAGGUUCUUUACUUUGUCAAACAAUGCAUUACUACAAUUUCUUUUGGAAGGUGCGCCACAAAUGAAGGAGCAACUUAUCGAUUCACGAAAGCACGUAGACGCAAAAUUGAGACUUACGUGUCAACGAUUAAUACAACAUGCAACUUUUCUAUUAAUUUAUCCUAUUAUUAAGUUAUUGGAGAAAGAAAAAUUGCUUGACGCAAACUCAAGUCCAGAAAAUGCAUUAGGAAGUGCGCAAGAAAUAGCAAGUACAGUAGCCGAUGUAUUGAGGGUAAUCAAAUUCAAAUGUCCUGAGAUACAGCAAUCGAUGCAAUUGUAUUUGGCGAAUAAGGAAACUGAAUUCAUUCUGUUUAAGCCGGUGAAAAAUAACAUUUGCGCCGCGUUCACUCAAUUGCAUCAAAUAUUGAAUAAGCAUUAUAAUGAUGAAAACCUUUUGUUGAUCGCGUGUCCUUUGCCGGAACAAAUUUCUGUUAUGUUGAGUUCAACAACGCUAGUUCAAGGAAAAUCAAAUCGAGAAUCGCAAUCAGUUUCGAAACAGUCGCAUUCAUAUACAAAAUUAGAAGAUUGAAUAUCAUUUGUUGAUUGAAUAAUACUUAUUAUUUUCAAGAAUUAAUUGUUGGAUAUAUGUGUAAGAUAUUAAUACAACUUUUGAUUAAAAAAUAUGCAAAAA